Molecule: messenger RNA, 1970 nt
Organism: Mangifera indica (mango)
Lineage: Eukaryota; Viridiplantae; Streptophyta; Magnoliopsida; Sapindales; Anacardiaceae
Product: L-type lectin-domain containing receptor kinase IX.1-like
Exons: 1
Coding region: 24-1913 (629 amino acids)
Biological process (GO): protein phosphorylation
Cellular component (GO): plasma membrane
Molecular function (GO): protein kinase activity; carbohydrate binding; ATP binding
Source: RefSeq, a predicted model, not a curated record
CUUUUCAAGAAAACUUUGUCAGUAUGUCAUUAUCGAGAUGCCACUCUCACUUUCUACACCUCAUGUUCAUUCUAUUCCUUUCGCAGGCUCCAUCUGCAAAUACUAUUUCCUUCAGUUUCACUAGCUUUGAACCUGGAGAAAGCAACAUUGUGUAUGAAGGCGAUGCAAAACCUAUAAACGGAGCCAUUGAACUCAAUGAAGUAGAUCGUCAGCAACGUGUUGGUCGUGCCUAUUACGCAUACCCUGUGCCUAUAUGGGAAUCUUCAAAAGGCUUACUCACAAACUUCACAACCCGCUUCUCCUUCACCAUCUACAGGGUUCCUCCUCACCGUCCUGGCAGUGGACUUGCCUUCUUCCUUGCUUCUGUUAAUUAUCCAAUUCCCCCCAACUCUGCUGGGGGAUGUUUCGGAUUAUUUAGCAACAAUGGAACAAGAAGUUACCCACAAAAAACACUAGUCACGGUUGAAUUUGAUUCCUAUGUAAACCAGUGGGAUCCGAGUGUGACACAUGUUGGCAUCAAUAACAACUCAAUAUCUUCAUCAAACUUCACUGAAUGGGAUAAUCUCUCACACAUUGGGAACAAAACCAAUGUUUUGGUUACAUACAGCGCCACUACUAAGAAACUUAGUGUCUUCUGGUCAUAUGCUGAAGAACCAACUUAUGAUGCUAACUCUUCUAUUUCUUACAAGAUUGAUCUUACGAAAGCUGUCCCCGAAAAAGUCAUAAUGGGGUUUUCAGCAUCAACAGGUGGGCAUAUCGAGCGACACACCAUCAAUUCAUGGGAAUUUUCCUCAUUUCUGGAAGAUAUAGAGAAAACAGGGGGAAAACUGUGGAUUCUCAUUACUUCAGCUUGCUUCUGCUUCUUGACAGUUGGAAUUGUCAUUGGUUGGAUAAUUGUAAUCGGCAAAAGCAAGCGAAACCCAGAGAAAAUUGAAUCAAGAAUAUCUUUAACCGAAGAUCUUGAAAAAGACGCCUUUUCAAAGAGAUUAUGUUACCAAGAACUAGUCACAGCUACUGAUAAUUUCUCAAUUGCCAAGCGGUUGGGUCAAGGUGGUUCCGGAGAAGUCUACUGGGGAAACAUGAGCAGGUUAGGCUGCCUGGUUGCUGUAAAAAGAAUACUGGCUGAAACUGAACUGUACGAGUCACUUUUUGUCAAUGAAGUAAAGAUUAUCAGUCGAUUAAAACACCGAAACCUGGUGCAACUCAUGGGGUGGUGUCAUGAAAAAGAUGAGCUUUUGCUUGUGUAUGAGUAUAUGCAAAAUGGCAGCCUCGAUCAUCAUCUAUUUGGUAAUCGAAGACCUCUGCCAUGGAGUAUAAGAUACAAAAUAGCAUUAGGCUUGGCUUCAGCCCUACGAUAUCUCCAUGAAGAAGCGGAGCCACAUGUUCUGCAUAGAGAUAUCAAAGCAGCAAAUGUAUUACUGAACACAGAUUUCAGUACCAAGCUUGGUGACUUUGGGGUAGCAAAGCUUAUAAAUUCUUACACACAAAAUGAAGCAACAAAAGUGGUGGGGACAGUCGGUUACUUGGCCCCUGAAUAUCUAAGAGAUGGCUACGCCACUAAGGAAUCGGACUUGUUUAGUUUUGGAAUUGUAUGUUUAGAAAUUGCAUGUGGGAGGCGAGCGCACAGGGAGCCACUGGUUAAGUCAGUUUGGGAACUUUAUAAAGCAGGAAAUAUUAUCCAGGCAGCCGAUACAAGACUAGAAAUGAAUUUUGAGAGCAGAGAAUUGGAACGCUUAGUAAGUGUGGGAUUAUCGUGCACGCACCCAGUCGACAAGGAGAGGCCAUCUGCAGGACGAGUAAUUCAACUUCUCAGUUUUGAGGCAACACUGCCCAAGCUUCCCCAGGAAUUGCAUGAUCCUGCAUUUGUUCCAAGGCCGCUGUCUCCAGAUUCGAAUGACUCAGCCAAUGCAUGAUUCUAAUCUAUCAAGUUAGAAUUAGCAUCUGAUAAAAUAGGUGUUUGUGAGAAAUGA